AUCUGCAAUCCCUAGUCUGUAGUGACCUCCAAAUCUCAUUGUCGCAAGGUGCAAGAUAUCAAUUUCCAUUUUGGAAAACAAGAUUCCUAUAAAGAAAAGGCCUCUCUCUCUCUCUAUCUCUCUGUCUGAUCAGGGCAGUGGAUAUACUUCCUCUCACAAUGAAGACUGGCCAACAAGAACCCAAAUCGACCACUCCACUCAUCCUACUGUUCCCCAAUCCCCAUCAAUGUUUCAAUCCCUUAAUCUGCUCCUGCAGUUCAUCACACUCUACCAACUCUCUGUAAUACCCUCACUCUUUCAUCUUCGCUCAGGAAAGGAGAGAGGCAUUGGCAUAAGUAAUUAACUAAUAAGAUGGCCGGAUUAAGCGUUCUCUUGGAAACAAAAAAUAGCCUGCCAAACUACGCAAAGAUCAUAUGCAAAACCUCGCUCGUGAAGAACUCCGCUUCUUCUCCCUUAUGCGCCAGCCCUUUCCUGGAAAAUUGCUACAUGUGCCAGGAGAAGCUGCAGCAAGGGAAGGAUAUCUACAUGUACAAAGGGGAUCGAGCAUUCUGCAGCGAGGAGUGCCGGCGCCGGCAGAUAUUUAUGGACGAGGAGAGCGUGAGGAGGGACCAGUGCUCCAUCUCCGCUGCGACGGCCGCCGCGGAGAUCCUCCGACCGAGGAGGAUGGCCAGGAAAGGAGAGGUCACCUUGGCCGAUCGGCUUGCGCGCUGACGGGAAUAUUUUGUUUUACCAAACUGCCCUUAUCCGCCUACUGUUAAGCCUCUGCGGUGCCAGACCUGGCUCAUGCAUUUUUUUUUUAUUGCAAAUUUAGAAG
Zingiber officinale is the source of this 814-nucleotide messenger RNA. RefSeq names its product FCS-Like Zinc finger 15-like. The coding region runs from base 352 to 711 and encodes 119 amino acids. The transcript is spliced from 2 exons. NCBI's taxonomy places the organism in Eukaryota, Viridiplantae, Streptophyta, Magnoliopsida, Zingiberales, Zingiberaceae. The record is from RefSeq and is a predicted model, not a curated record.